AUUUGGGUUCAGUGAAUUUCCACGCUGCUGGCCCUGGUCCCGCUGGUCCCGCUGAUGCUGCUGGUGCUGCUGGUGCCGCUGGUGCCGGGGUUCCUGGUGGUGGUGGAACUUCUCUUGGAGGUGGUGGCACCGAUGAAAUUCCUUCGGGUUCUUCUGGAGGUAAAAAUGAGCCUGCUCCUCCUCCUCUUUUAGAAACAGAAAACGAAGCAUUGCGAGUUACAACAGUCGGUGAAGAUGAAGCAAAAAAAGCACCCCAAAAUCACGAUAAUUCAGUCGAACACCAGUCUGGACAAAAUCAAGAGCAUCUACACGAAGAGGAACGGGAAGGAGAACAUCUACAAGAAGAAAUACGAGAUCAGCAAAAAAAACAGGAACAGCAGGAAGAAGAGCACGAAGAGAGCAUAAAACAAGAAAAAGAACAAGAGGAAAAACAACAUCAACAGCAUGAAAAUUACGCGAAAAACAGCGAAGAACCCACAAAAAACGAAACUGCCGUUGGUACAAAUGCCCCCGCUUCAACUGGCGACAGUGACGGCAGCACCGCUGUCUCCCACACCACCUCCCCUCUUUUGCUUCUUCUUCUUGUUGUUGCGUGUGCGGCUGCGGUGGUGGCCGCGUGA
Trypanosoma cruzi is the source of this 620-nucleotide messenger RNA. RefSeq names its product mucin-associated surface protein (MASP), putative. Lineage: Eukaryota; Euglenozoa; Kinetoplastea; Trypanosomatida; Trypanosomatidae. The annotation marks the transcript as partial. The transcript has a single exon. The record is from RefSeq and is a predicted model, not a curated record.